Nannospalax galili (Upper Galilee mountains blind mole rat) is the source of this 371-nucleotide messenger RNA. RefSeq names its product abl interactor 1-like. The transcript is spliced from 2 exons. The coding region runs from base 48 to 371 and encodes 107 amino acids. Gene Ontology annotation, molecular function: SH3 domain binding; cadherin binding. Gene Ontology annotation, cellular component: lamellipodium; intracellular anatomical structure. NCBI's taxonomy places the organism in Eukaryota, Metazoa, Chordata, Mammalia, Rodentia, Spalacidae. The record is from RefSeq and is a predicted model, not a curated record.
CUGGUGUGUUCACUUCCGCGCGGGGAAGCGAUGCAGAGCGGUGGAAAAUGGCAGAGCUGCAGAUGCUUCUAGAGGAGGAGAUCCCUUCCGGCAAGAGGGCGCUGAUAGAGAGCUACCAGAACCUGACCCGGGUGGCAGACUACUGUGAAAACAACUACACACAGGCUACAGACAAGAGAAAAGCUCUGGAAGAGACCAAAGCGUACACAAUCCAAUCUCUAGCUAGUGUUGCUUAUCAAAUAAAUGCAUUGGCCAACAAUGUUCUCCAGCUGCUGGACAUCCAGGCCUCUCAGCUUCGGAGAAUGGAAUCUUCCAUCAAUCAUAUCUCACAGUUGCUGAUAGCCCAACUCCGCCAACAUCACUAUUUUUAA